Messenger RNA from Acanthoscelides obtectus, 252 nucleotides. Lineage: Eukaryota; Metazoa; Arthropoda; Insecta; Coleoptera; Chrysomelidae. The record is from the annotation of a GenBank genome assembly.
AAUGAGCCGUAUUCAUACUAGAGAAGCAUAUCCUUGGAAGCAUAAGGUAAAAGUAGAAGGUUUUGCUUCGGAGCAAAAGGUAGAAGCAUAUCCUUGUUUUCAUACUCGCGAGGAUAUCCUCCAAGAAGAAGUAAAGGGUUGACUGGUACUUGUAUCUUGAGCGACAUGUCCUGACUUAUUCCAGCAUGUAAUUGACGUGGGAGUUCGUUCACUCAGCAUCACUGACAGUUGUACUCCAGAGCUUACACAGAC